Molecule: messenger RNA, 1084 nt
Organism: Sesamum indicum (sesame)
Lineage: Eukaryota; Viridiplantae; Streptophyta; Magnoliopsida; Lamiales; Pedaliaceae
Product: dof zinc finger protein DOF3.4
Biological process (GO): regulation of DNA-templated transcription
Molecular function (GO): DNA binding; DNA-binding transcription factor activity
Source: RefSeq, a predicted model, not a curated record
AUUCCUAAUCCUACAGCCCCCAAAAGUCGAAUAAAACAGCCCACCCAAACAAACACACCCUAUAUUUCGAGCCGACUGAAAACAUGCAUUCCUCUCAGUCUCAACAUAAACCUCUGUAAAAGCUGUUCACCACUCUCAGAACUCAGACCACACCGUUUCACAAUAAUUCAAUUCUGCGCUGCGCACAGUCUCUCUGUCUCUCUCUCUCUCUCUCUCUCUCUCUCUAACCAUCCAUAUUAAAACCCCCCUUAAACCCAUAAGUCUUCAUUGCAUUUUCAGUUAUACGUUGCAUAUACAGUUAUUGUUGCUGCGGGAAGAGACGGGUAUGGCGACGGAUACGAGUCUGAGGAAGGCGACGAAGUCGGCCCAAGUGGGCGCUCCGCCGCCGGAGCCGGAGCACCUCCCAUGCCCGCGCUGCGACUCCACAAACACCAAGUUUUGCUACUACAACAACUACAACUUCUCCCAGCCGCGCCACUUCUGCAAGUCCUGCCGCCGCUACUGGACUCACGGGGGCACCCUCCGCGACAUUCCAGUCGGCGGUGGCAGCCGCAAGAACGCCAAACGCUCCCGCACAAGUAUCUCUUCCAGCGCCACCACCAGUGGUGGAGGCGCCUCUGUUUAUUCAUCAGGUCAUCAUAUGGCCGCCGAUCAAGGUGGGGUAGUGCCGUACGUGAGCGAGGGUAAGAUGAGCGGGAGUUUUACGUCGUUGUUGAACAGCAGUCAGGGGAGUGGGCUUCUGGCAUUGGGUGGGUUUGGGCUUGGGCUUGGGCUUGAUGAGGUGGGGUUUGGGCUGGGAAGGGCUGUGUGGCCUUUUGCGGGAGUGGUGGAAGGUGGGCCGACGAGUGGGAGCGGUGGCGUGGCAGGUCAGACGUGGCAGCUGGAGAAUGGAGAAGGUGGAUUUGUGGGAGGUGGAGAUUGUUUUGCUUGGCCAGAUCUUGCUAUUUCCACUCCCGGCAGUGUUAUGAAAUGAAAAAGAAAUGUUUUUUUUUUUUUGGUUGUUUUGAAAAAUAGUUGUGUAUCAAGAGUUGAGGAGUUUGUCUUUGGUGAUAAUAUUAUCUAUGUUUCUAUGGCUUCAACUUUA